Messenger RNA from Colletotrichum fioriniae, 1599 nucleotides. The record is from RefSeq and is a predicted model, not a curated record. Lineage: Eukaryota; Fungi; Ascomycota; Sordariomycetes; Glomerellales; Glomerellaceae.
AUGUCGUCCUACCAGGACACCAUCACAGCAAACCUCACCACGCUGAGUACGACGAAUACCGAAACGCAGGAUGGCAUCAUCCGAGGUCUACUAUACGUCCCCGAUCUCAGCGUCACAAACCCGUGUUUCGAGCAGCAGUACGACAUAAUCCCCCGAAAUGCCACUACACAGGCAGAACUUCCUCCUACCAACUAUAACCUAAUUGCCAUUGCGCCAUGGUUUAAUGCGACCUGCACCAAGGCCUAUCUUGCAUCCGCACGCCUCGAUCCCAUCCGCGCCUUUAUCUUUUACCGGCCCAACAAUUCGACGAAUGAACCACAGGGCGCUGAUUCCCCGAUAUGGGAUCUUGAAGAUGGCGAUGCAUGGCGAACCCAGAACCGUUUCCCGAUUUUCGCCGUGCCAGGCGCCGAGGGCACCAAAUUUAUGAAGCAGCUUAGCCUGUAUUCUGGGAAUAUCUCCGAAAUCCCCUAUGGAGAGGAAAUCCAGGAGAUCUACGACCCCCACGAUAAUGAUUACGUCCGCAUAUGGACAGAGCUGACGAUCAAGGAUCGCGACAGUGUCCCUGCCAUGUGGACAUGGAUUCUCACGGUGGUCGGCGUUGUGAUAUUCAUCAUCGCCUGUCUAUCACUCACGAUGCACCUAGUACAAAGAAGACGACGAAUUUCACUACGAAGGAGGGUACUGAGCGGCGAGGUUGACUUGGAAGCGAUGGGAAUCAAACGAGUGACCGUACCCGUGGAUCACGUCAAGGGCUUCCCACUUUUCACCUACAGUUUCCAGCCUGAAAUAAUCAGCACACCUUCUACCACAAGGCCACCCAAAUCCGUAAGGUCACCGCGAAGCAUGCGGACCGAUCAGCGAACAGUAUCCGAAUCUGCCGUCCCGAGAUCGAGGGCCCGAAGAGCUAGCGUCAACAGCUCAAAAAGCACCGUCGCCACGAACUAUCAGCCCCAGUGCCACAUUUGCUUGGAGAAUUAUGUCGACCGGGACUCCGUCAUCCGCGAACUGCCUUGCGGUCACAUCUUUCACCCCGAGUGUAUCGACGAGUUUCUAAGUCUCAACAGCUCACUGUGCCCAAUCUGUAAGAGGAACAUGCUCCCACCGAACUACUGUCCCAAGAUUACCAAUGGUAUGGUACGCCGUGAGAGGGCCAUUCGACGAUUGAGGGAACGGGUUGUAUUUGACGAGUCAGACGACGAGGAGGGGGAGGUGAAAAGCAAGCGUUGGGGCAAGCGGCUAUUCGGCACGGACAAAGCGGCAUCAUCCCCGACAGAAACGCCUAUGACGCCCGUUCUGACUUCCAAGUCCCCGAAAACAGUCCAGGAGCUGCACCCCUGUCCACUACACAACGUGCCCUCGAACCGACCCAAGAGGAGCAAGAAGAUUCAGACCAACCCUCAAGCCCAUCCGAAGCUCAAGACCCGCCACAUUCGCAACCUCAGCCGCCCAGACAAGCUGCUGCAGCUCCGGCGACUCAUCAGAACAGACGCUGGAAAGCAGGUGGAUUGCGGCUCCAUAUGCCUGGAUCAGACUCACAUCAGAACCAUCCACGGCCUGAAGGACGUAAGAGCCCAUCUCAGUUGGCAAGAGCGCGAAUGA